Messenger RNA from Pollicipes pollicipes, 2090 nucleotides. RefSeq names its product twinkle protein, mitochondrial-like. NCBI's taxonomy places the organism in Eukaryota, Metazoa, Arthropoda, Thecostraca, Pollicipedomorpha, Pollicipedidae. Gene Ontology annotation, cellular component: mitochondrion. Gene Ontology annotation, molecular function: ATP binding; 5'-3' DNA helicase activity; single-stranded DNA binding. Gene Ontology annotation, biological process: mitochondrial DNA replication. The record is from RefSeq and is a predicted model, not a curated record.
GAGGUGUCCAUGCGACUCCUCUUGCUGGACGCCAUGCUCAGCUGUGUCGCCUGCCGCUUGCCGACGGCGCUCGACGUGGCCACCCUGGGGGUCGCUCGCGCUGCGCCCACCGCCGGCAGUCUGGAGUUGCCGGCGACCGGCAGCCGCGAGGAGGGCGUCGGAAGGCGACUCAUCGUGGUGGCAGCGUCUGGAUUGGUGGGGAGUAUGAGAAAUCUCAUAGCAGCAUGCAGGUGCCAGUUGCAUCAUGCACGUCCUACAAGCUACCAGAUGUUUGUACGAAAAGGAUACAGCUCCAGGGCUUGUAUUGCAGGAGACAACAGAUUCCACAAGCAGUACUCUCAAACUGCACAUCCAAAUAUUAUCCCCUUAGCCAAGCUCCUCAAGCAAGUCUGGUUCUUAAGUGGAAUGGUUCAUUCUCAAAGACAGUUUCACCUGACAUCCAGUGUCCAGGCUCAAGUGAUACAUCAACAGUUGCAAGUUAGCGUUGAUGAGGCAAAGAUACGAAAUGUGUUGAAAGCCAACAACAUAUCAUUUGAGCUUGGCUUUACUUGCUUCAUCAUGGGCUGUAUAUUUUGCAAACACAAGAAAGCUGGCAGAAAGUCAGAUAGUGAAAAGAUGUAUGUGAACAUGAUAACAGGCUCCUUCAUGUGCCAUCAGUGCGGCCGCGGUGGCACCUGGUCUCAACUGGAGGACCAGCUCAGCAUGCUGUACUCGCCCAAGGGCAAGCGGGUGCGCCUGCCGCCGCCGCCGCCGCCGCCGGCCGCACCGCCGCCUUCCGUCACUCGGCUCUGGGAGGCCGCUCAGCCCGUGGAGGCGGCCGACGCCGACACCCUGCAGGCUGCCCUGGAGCGGCUCAAUUUGCAGGGCAUCGGCGCCGACCACGCUGCCGUGCGCGGCCGCGACCACGCCCUACUCACCUCCCGGCUGUGCGACGCACUGGCGCUCAGUGAGCGCGCGCGCGGCCCCGUGCUGGCCCUGCCGCACGGCACCAGCAGCUUGCCGACCGAGCUGCUGCCGCUGCUGGAGCGCUUCACCAAGCUGACGUUCUGGUUUCCCGGCGACGUGGUCAGCUGGAAUGCCGUACGCUGCUUCGCCCGCAAGCUCUCCGAGAAGCGCUGCUUCACUGUUAGGCCGUCCGCGGAGCACGGCUCUCCGCUAGAGGCGAUGCGUGCCGGUGCGUCGCUGCAGCGCAUCCUCGAAGCCGCCGCGCCCCUCUACCACAACGCCAUCACCACGUUCUCGGCGCUGCGGCAGGACGUGUUCGAGGAGAUCUCCAACGCCACGCAGGUGGCUGGCGUGCAGUGGAAGCGGUUCCCGGGCCUGAACCGCCUGCUGCGCGGCCACCGGCGCGGCGAGCUCACCAUCCUGUCCGGUCCGACCGGCGCCGGCAAGACCACCUUCGUCAGCGAGUACUCGCUGGACCUCUCCAUGCAGGGGGUGAACACCCUGUGGGGCAGCUUCGAGAUCAACAACGUCCGGCUGGCCAAGGUGAUGUUACAGCAGAUGGCCAACUGUGCGCUCGACAAGAACCUGGACAAGUUCGAACAGGCGGCUGACGAGUUCGAGAAGCUCCCCAUGUGGUUCAUGACGUUUCACGGUCAGCAGAGCGUCACCAACGUAUUGGACGCGAUGGCGCAUGCGGCGUACGUGCACGACAUCGGCCACGUGGUGCUGGACAACCUGCAGUUCAUGAUGGGCCCCGGAGAGCGGGGCACGGACCGCUUCUUCGAGCAGGAUUCGGUCAUCAGCCGCUUCCGCCGCUUUGCCAAUGAAAACUGCCACGUCACGCUCGUCAUACACCCCAGAAAGGAGAGGGAUGACGACGAGCUGGGGCUGGCCUCGGUGUUCGGUGGCGCUCGCGCCACCCAGGAGGCCGACAACGUGCUCAUCCUGCAACGGCGACCUGGUCCGAUCCCGCUCCAGUUCAACAAGGACUCGCUGAGCUUCGCCGUCAAGCGGAAGCCGCGUGAGAAGAAGGAGCCGGCGCGGCAGCCUGCCGAGGAGUCGCCGCCGGCGGAGGCGCCCGCCUAGCGGCCUGCUCCGACCCUAGUGUGCGCGCCCCGCCGGCCGCUACCUCACUAUCCACUGUA